Lathyrus sativus (Indian pea) is the source of this 984-nucleotide messenger RNA. The record is from the annotation of a GenBank genome assembly. NCBI's taxonomy places the organism in Eukaryota, Viridiplantae, Streptophyta, Magnoliopsida, Fabales, Fabaceae.
AUGAGAAGCCAUAGCAGUUUGGUUCAUAGAAAUGAUGUUGAAACACCGAGAAAUACAGACAUCGAUGGAGGUUGGCAAUUGGUUUACAAAUCAACUGAUGAUGCAAUGGGUGGAAAAAGAGAAGGAUUGCAAAGGGUUUAUUUGCAUGCAGAUCCUUCUGCGGCUGUAGUGUCUCAGGCUCCGCAUAUUUCUUUUGUUUCAACUUCUGGGUAUGAAAUUCCUAUAGAUGGUGGCGAAGCUUUUCAGGCUGCUGGUAUAGUCAGCCGACCAGUUCUUGGAACUAGUUAUGCGUUGAGUAUGACAGAAGUCGCUGCAAUAGGACUUCAAAUUCUUCAACAGGCUGCUGGCAUAAAUGGAUUUAUUUUCUAUGCUCCUCAUAUUCUUGAGCAGGAAGGAGUAGGAGUUCUUCUAUCAAAUUUAGGCAUCAGUUCAAUAUCUGCUUCUUUCCUUGUAAAUAUCAUUAUAUCAUUUUGUAUGCUUCCUUGUAUAGCAAUUUAUGUAAGGCUCAUGGAUGUUGCGGGCAGAAGGUCAAUCAUGUUGUACACAAUAUCAAUUUUGAUAGUAUGUUUCAUAGUAUUAGUAUUGAGACAAUUUUUUCAACUCAGCCCUGUCCUAAAUGCAUCAAUUUCAGCUAUCAGUGUUGUGGUCUAUGAAAGUGUCUUCUGCAUGGGCCUUGGUAUUAUUCCCAGCAUCAUAUGUUCAGAAAUCUUCCCGACUAGUGUUCGUGGAAUCUGCAUUUCCCUUACUUCUCUUACAUAUUGGGCUUGCAUAUUGGUUGUCACAUUGACAUUCCCUUAUUUGCUCCAACUUCUCAGUCUCAGCGGCGUCUUCUCUCUAUUUAUUGGUGGCUGCAUCAUUUCAUGGAUAUUUGUUUACUUAAAAGUUCCUGAAACAAAGGGUAUGCCUUUGGAAGUUAUUAUUGAGUUUUUUGCUCUUGGUUCAAAGCCUGGUACUGAUCCUGCAGAAUUUGGAAUGAAAGAUUAA